Morone saxatilis (striped sea-bass) is the source of this 7099-nucleotide messenger RNA. Its product is annotated as general transcription factor 3C polypeptide 1-like. The record is from RefSeq and is a predicted model, not a curated record. The transcript is spliced from 40 exons. Gene Ontology annotation, biological process: transcription initiation at RNA polymerase III promoter; 5S class rRNA transcription by RNA polymerase III. Gene Ontology annotation, molecular function: DNA binding. Bases 232 to 6834 code for a protein of 2200 amino acids. Gene Ontology annotation, cellular component: transcription factor TFIIIC complex. Lineage: Eukaryota; Metazoa; Chordata; Actinopteri; Moronidae.
CGUAAACAGAGACACACUAGUUGGAGAACGUGACUAGUUGGGUGAAGCAUUUUUUUUUUUUACACGUUUAAACCUUUAAUAUCUGCCCUAAUUAACCCACUUAUACUACUAAUAAUAUCCUAAUCUGCUCUUUAACUCUGGGUGAAUUUUAUAAGCGACCACACAAACUGCUUAUGAGCUACAGACAGCGGGUCGCCGAGCUAACCAUGCUAUCCUAGCGUCCCGUCAGCGAUGGAUCCGCUGAGUGUUGUUGCAGAUGAAGUUGCUUUGGAGGGGCUGGACGGAAUAACGAUUCCCUCUCUGUGGAUACGACUAGAAAGCAGACAGCCCGAGUUCCCCCUGAAGCUCGACGACUGCACCAAGGAGCUCGUCUGGAGGUCGCUGAUCAGCAACACCGACCUGCACUUCUGCGAGCUCCCGCAGGAGAGAGAGGAUGUUGUGCUGUUUGACAGGUUUAAAGACAUCGACCCAGAAACGGGCUUUGACACAAAACAGAAGAUUUCUGAAACAUGGAAAGACGUCUACCCAGUCCAUAUUAUUCUAGAAAACAAGGAUGGGAUUCAGGGAUCGUGCGCUCUCUUCAAACAGAGGACAGACGUCACGAAGCAUGUCCGCUCCAAGUCCCUCACCCCGUUAGUCAACUUGGAGGAGGCUUUGGAAAGAUAUGGCCGACGGCUCGUUGUCGUGGCGUCUCAGACGUUGCGAUUCAGGACCUUGAUUGGUUCUGAGAGCGAUCCUGAUUUGAAACUCAAUGACGACUCUUACUGCGUGUUGGAACGAGUGGGCCGAGCUCGAUGGCAAGGAGAGCUGCAACGAGAUCUGCACGGAAGCUCUUUCAAGAUCGAUGCUCGAAAGUUGCACUACAUGAGGAAGUCUCUUGUCAGACAUGGACUCAUCAGCAUGCAGUCUUAUGCCACACGGCUGAAGUCAGGACAACAGCAACACUCCAUCCUUCUGCUGCUCAAACGCUUCCACGUAAACAGGAGGACGAAAUAUGACAUACUGAUGGAGUGCGUGUCCAACCUUCUCCAGCAGUCACCUGGUCAGAUCGCCACUUUGAUGGCACUCAGAGAACAACUUCAGAAUUUGAAUGACAAUACCGUCAAGCGUGUUUUUCACUACAUGCGAUCUGCCAAGUUGGUUGAGUUUUGCCAGUACCCUCUGGAGGACUUGGAUCCCGGCGCCGGGCCCUGCACCAACAAAAAAGGGAAUAAAGUGCUUGUGCGCUGUUUGAAACUGUUAAAGCCGUAUACGAGGAAGGGCGUCACCGACGAUGACGAUGAUGAGGACGAGGAGGAAGAAGAUGACACUGGAGCGAGACGAAGAGCUCUCCCUUCAGAGGGGCGAAUCAUGGAGAAAGAUGUCCUCACACAGGCAUAUCACAUUGUACUAGCCUGUGGAACAAAGGGAAUCCCUCAGAGUCGUAUUGGCUUUAGGAUGAACGUCGGUAAACUGGAAUCUCGUAUGAUCUGCCGAAGGCUGGACAGUUAUGGUGUGAUUAAGGGAUUCAUGGAGGAUGAGGGUCGGCAGAGGACUACAAAAUUUAUCAGUCACAAGUGUGUGGGUGUGAGUAAUCAACUCCAGCUGUUUGCUAAGGAGCAGGAACGGAAGAAGUUUCUUUACUCUACUUCACCUGCCACCCCUAAAACACCAUCAACCCCAAAGUCGACAGCAAAAGAAAAGCCCAAAACUCCCGCUGCGAAGAAGAUUCAGAAAGCUGCUGGAGGAGGAAACGAAGAUGCAGAGGAAGCCGGGCAGAAGUGCGGUGAUAGAGAAGUGGAUACAGCAUAUGAAGGCUUGGAUGAAGAGGCGGGUAAAGGAAGACGGAAAUCAGGAGCAAAAAGAAAGACAGCAGGAAAGAAAAGCAGUGGGAAAACUACCCAACCUGAGAUCCCAAUUGUACAACCUACACCAGAUGAAUGUGAAACUCCAGCUUGCACCAAAUCCAUCACCAGUACAAUGCCUGACUCAGUGUCCAUUCCAGAAGCAGAACAAGCUCAAGAUGAGGAGGAGGAAGAAUCCAGCUCAAGUCCUGCCAGCCCUUUGCCUCAGAGUGAGGUGGUGGAUGCUGUCGGUAACCCAGCAGGCAACAACGUUGUGGUUGUUAAAGAUGUUUUUGAGACAAAGGGCCGUGGACAUGUUAAAUACAAAAAGUCUUUGGAGAGGUCUCAUGAAACAUACCGCCUGUUGAGGAGGAAGAACCUGAUCGUUGAGGCUGUCCGCAGCUUCAAAAUCAUAGAGGGUCUUUUCCCGCUACAGAAGAUGAUCAAUGAGGAAGAGAAGCAGGAUGGACUCAGCUCAAAGUGUUGCAGGAAGACUAUUCUACGUCUCGUCCACGGACUGUCUAGAGAAGGUUUGCUUAGGAUUUACAAGACCACUGUCAUACAGGAUGGCAUCACCAAGAAGGUUGAAAUGGUCGUUCAUCCGUCCAUUCAACCCAACGAUGACAUAGUGAACCGACUCAUUGAACAGAUCCGCUUCAGAAUCUCCAGCUCUUACUCAGCUUUACGUCUGCAGCACGCUGAAGAGAAAGCCAGAGAGAAUGAGGAGUUGACUGGCAGCACUUCCCUGAAGGGCAAAGAUGACAGAAAGGGAGAUGAGGACGAGUUCAAGCCCACAACAGUUCGGGGGUUGGGGAAGACUUUUGGCUUCCAACCUAAGAUGCAUCGUUUGCGUGCCAUUCAUAACUUCCUCUGGUACCUGAUUUACGGUCACCCAGAAAGACACAACUCCAAUGGCUCCCGCUCAACCUCUCAAGCACCAGCAAACCCCAACAGCUCUGAUCCUGAUGCCAAACCUCCAGAAAACGAGGAAAAACAGGAAACUGCAGAUUCCAAUUUGUCAAACUUGGAUGUCACAUCAUCCGGCGAUGAUGAGGAAGAGCUGAAAGAUAAAACAGCACAUGGCCACUCUCAGUCUGACAUGAAAGUGUAUGUUGACGAAGAGUCAUGGAAGAGAUUCAUGCCUCCUGUCCGUGUACAAAAGGAGUUCGGCAGUGGCUGGGCGAUGGUUGGUGAUCUGCUCCUCUGCCUGCCUCUCUCUGUCUUCAUUCAGGUCAUACAGAUCAAUUAUAAGGUGGAUGGACUGGAGGAAUAUCUCAACGACCCUGUGAAGCAACACUAUCUUAUCAGAACGCUGCCUGCCAGAAUGAAGAGACAGCUGCUUUAUAAACGGAGAUACAUCUUCUCAUUUCAUGAGAACCUGCAGAAGUUGGUCUACAUGGGUCUGCUGCAGUUUGGUCCUGUGGAGAAGUUCAAGGAGAAAGACCAGGUGUUUUUGUACCUGAAGCGCAAUGCCACCAUUGUUGACACCACCAGCUCUGAGCCGCACUACUGGCUGGUCACAGAGUCACCUGACAAACCGUUUGAGAAGCGCCAGUACACAUUCAACACUCCCGAAGAUGUAGAAAACUACUGGUUUGACCUGAUGUGUGUCUGCCUGAAUACACCGCUGGGGGUCAUCCGUAAUAAGAGAAAUGUCACAGAGGAGGAAGCUGCUCCUUCUUUUGUCCAUGAACGCAGCGUGUUCGUAGGACUGGCAUACCUGCUCAGGGGCAGUCGUGAAGUGUGUGACGAGGGGUUAAUACCAGGAGACGGUAAAGGAGCAGGAGGUCUGGACUCUGAGUUCUUCGCUCAUCUUAAACGAAACUGGUUGUGGACCAAUCACCUACUCUCUGUCAAAACAACCCCAAGUGGUUUAGAGGCGAAGGAGAACAAAAUCAGACUGAAGAGCCUGCUGAGUAAAAAUGCUCUCAGGAUUGCACUUAAAGCUGGAGGAACUACUAAACCUCGUUAUGUGACUGCCAAGCGACCACUAAUCGCAGAAAAUGUUGAGGUGAACAUAGAGCCUGCGUCCAGAAACCAGCUGGUGGUCGGAGGAAAGAGACAAAAGAGGAAGAGAACCAAAAAGGAGGUUGUGAAGGCGCCACGAAAGAAGAAGAAAGAGCCCAAGAAACGGACACCUGCCCAUGACGAGGCGGACCACCAGGCUUUGAAGAUGAUGACCAGACAGAGGGUCUACUGGUCUGUACAGGAGGACUCACUGAUGAUGCUCUGCAGUGUGGCCUUACACCUGCUCAACAGCAAGUUAAAAAGGCCAUUUGUACCUCACUGUGUGGUAAGAGACCUGCUCCACGCAGAGUUUGAGAUAUCGGUGGAUAAAACAUCUGUCGCUGUCGGGCGUCGCACAAAAUACAUCUUAAAAAAUCCUCAGACGCUUCUGAACUACAGGAUCUGUCUGGCUGAGGUGUACCAGGAUAAAACUCUGAUGAGAUUGUUGGAGGAGAAAAAACCGGCUGACCCAAACAAUCCAGAGGAUUGUGGUAAAGUGUUCUCGGAGUAUGUGAGGCUGCUCAGACAGAAGUUCAGCACCGCUCAGAGCCCGUGUGAUACGAACGUGCCUGACACAAAACAUGAGCUCUUCUCACGGUUUAGGGUUUCAGCAAUAGCCUGUGGAAAGCAUAUGCCAUGCAAAGAUGUUCUCACCUGCACAGAUGACAUUCAUGCCAUAGUGUUACAUAACCUGAUCCAGAGCACUUUGGCCAUGAACAACAGCCAGAUGAAGUCCUCCAGAUCCUUUCAGGCCUUCCACAUGUACAGUAAGUAUGACCAGGAGCUGCUGUGUCGAGCGUUCAUACGAUGCAGGAAGAGUGGUCUGGUCAACCGCCGCCGUGUCAAUCAGCCAUUUGGGCCGAAGAAGAACCGAGCGCUGCCCAUCCUGCCCAUGUCCUACCAGCUGUCCCAGUCCUACUACAGGUGUUUUUCGUGGCGCUUUCCUCACUCGCUGUGCACCGAUUCCUUCCGGUUCAUGAGGAGUCUAAUUAAUAACGGGAUGGGAGACGACAGACCUGUCACUCUAUUCUACCAUGAAACCAAGAACAGGUCCGAGAACGAGGAGGAGGGGGUGGAGAGAAGAGCAGAGUCAGAAAUAAAAAGAAAACAAAGUGAACGGAAGGCAGGCGGGAAACCAGUGAGUGAACCGGAGGUACAACCAGAGAAUGCAAACGAUGACUCAGCAAAUAAAGAAGAGAACAACCAAAAGAAAGUGGAGGAAGAACAAAGAACAGAAAGUGAACAGAAAAACACAGAAGAUUCCUUCACAGUUGGUCCUGGUGAAGAUCCAUCUGGCAGAGAGCAGACAGACGAUCAUCUGCCCAAAGCUUCUACCUCGAACUCAGCACCUCAAGCUUCAGAAGAGCCUCCAGAUGUGUCGGACAUGAUGCGGUUUUCUAUGGACUCUCCAGGUGGAGCCUGUGUGGUCUCUCUCAGCCUGAUGACUCUGGGACUGCUGAAUGUGUACAUUUCCAUACCUAAACCGAUCGUUGUGGUGGACAGCAACCUGGUGGACAAUGAUGUAGUCAAGAGUAUGGCAGCACUGGAAGAGGAGGAGGAUGAUGAUGAAGACGGUGACGAGUGUGAGGGGAAAAAAAGACUGGAAGUGAAGGCACAUCAAGCGUCACACACCAACUACCUGAUGAUGCGGGGAUACUGCUCUCCGGGUAUAGUCAAACUACGUAACCUCAACACCGGUGAUAACAUUGUGUUGGAGUCGUGUAUUAUGAAGUUGCAACUGCGCGACACACCUGCUCACCAUGCGUUCACUGUGGAGACCUCUCCACCAUUGGACUGGACUAAGUGUGGUCCGUCCCUGCUGCCCCCCAGCCUCACCUACUCCAUCCGUUCCUCUGGCUCUUCUCCAUCCAAUGAGUGUGACAGUCGUUUGAUUCAGCAAAGAGGAUACACGCCUCAGGACAUAGAAGCAUGUGUUCAACUCAGGAAGAGCUUAGAUGCAGCGGGUGAGAAUGGCUUGGAUAUACAUGACCUCUUCGAGACUCAUAUCCACCUGGAGGAGCCGCAGUCCGGACGCACCAGGAGCCUGCAGCAGUAUAUGGAGGACUUACAAGAAGAAGGUCAGGUGUUACAAGUUGGGAGUUUAGGCGUCCGUUGGGUGCUCGUACAGCAUGCUGAACCGUGGCUGCUGACUGUGAAGUCCAAGUCACGCUCCCAGUCACGUUUCACACCUGACAAACCCCCCUGGUUGGAAAAUCGACACAACAUCCCUGUCAUGCGCAAGAGAGCCAGGCGAGGAGUCCCUCAGGAGCCAGAGGAACCGCCGGUUAAAAAAUCAGCUGUGGACAAACAAAAGUCCGUAAAGAGGUUGUCAGGAGAGAAACUGAAUGAGGAAGAACUGCUGAAAAAGCAGAAAGAGGGAACAGAUGAGGGAAGCGGAGACAAAUUGUUGAACUUGGACGAGGAGGAAGGAAAGCAGAUGCAGCCUGAAGAGGAAGGAGAAGGACAGCCAGGACAGAAGAAGGUGGAAACUGUGGAAAAACAGGAAAGAAAGAAGGAACUUGGAGCCAGAGAGGACAGUAUAGAUGAUGAAAGAGAUGAAGAAGCCUGCUCUCCUCCAACAGAAUCAGCUGGUGUUGAUGAUGAUGGAAAUGUGAGUUUCAUCAGCCGUCCGUGGCGCAUGGUUGACAGCAGUCUGAACCGGCAGGUGUGUAAGGGCAUGCUGGAGGCCAUUCUUUAUCACAUCAUGUACCGACCCGGACUCACACAGCAGGCACUGGUGGAACAUUACAAAGAUGUGCUGCAGGCAGUGGCCGUGCUGGACCUGGUGCAGGUGCUCAUAGAAAUGGGCUGCGUGACGAAGAGAACUCUGGUUAAAGCACCUAAGAGCUCGCUGUUCGCCCGCCCCGUGAAUCAGACAAGAAGUGAGACAAAAAUUAAAAUUGAGAAGCCAGACGAAGUGUUUUACGAGCCCACCAUCAGCUGCUGCCUGCGGAUCAGUCAGGUGUUACCCAACGAGCGCCACUGGAACUAUUGUCUACCAUAGAAGUGAUCAUGGCCUGCACUUGGCCAUACCUGCCUUAACAUUACAAAGCUUUUGAAGUUCAGGCCUUUAAGUUGAGCACCUAUCAGACUGCUGUGAUAAACUUUUACAAAGUUUCAUGUCAGGUUCUUUGACAGACUUUACUUCUGGUUUUACAGAACAGGAUUUCUUUGUACAUUUCUUUCUUUGUGGAUUUUUUUUGUUUUAAAAUUAAAUGUAGUUUUGUGUUGUUGUUUUGUAAGAUUAUUAAUAAAAAUGCAUUACAUUA